Messenger RNA from Girardinichthys multiradiatus, 2208 nucleotides. RefSeq names its product isocitrate dehydrogenase (NADP(+)) 1 (gene idh1). Bases 158 to 1402 code for a protein of 414 amino acids. The record is from RefSeq and is a predicted model, not a curated record. The transcript is spliced from 9 exons. NCBI's taxonomy places the organism in Eukaryota, Metazoa, Chordata, Actinopteri, Cyprinodontiformes, Goodeidae. Gene Ontology annotation, cellular component: mitochondrion; peroxisome; cytosol. Gene Ontology annotation, biological process: isocitrate metabolic process. Gene Ontology annotation, molecular function: NAD binding; isocitrate dehydrogenase (NADP+) activity; magnesium ion binding.
GAUUGGGGACAUAGUUGUGUGCUCUUGUCUGAUUGGCUGAACAUCUUGUCAGAAUACCGGCUCUACUGGAGCGGUCUGUUCUGCUGUCGCUUCAACAUCAUUCCGCUUACUGCUGUCCUCUCUGGUUCUGUCGUGGGUUUUUAUCCUUAAACAGAAGAUGUCUCAGAAGAUCAAGGCCGGCUCCGUGGUGGAGAUGCAGGGAGAUGAGAUGACUCGGGUCAUCUGGGAGCUGAUUAAGGACAAACUGAUUUUCCCAUACCUAGAACUGGACCUGCACAGCUUUGACCUUGGCAUGGAGAGCCGAGAUGCAACAGAUGACCAGGUGACUGUUGAAGCAGCAGAGGCAGUCCGGCGCUACAACGUGGGGAUUAAGUGUGCCACCAUCACACCGGACGAAAAUCGUGUAGAGGAGUUCAAGCUGAAGAAGAUGUGGCGAUCUCCCAACGGGACCAUCCGGAACAUCCUCGGAGGCACGGUGUUCAGGGAGGCCAUCAUCUGCAAAAACAUCCCGCGCCUGGUGUCCGGCUGGGUGAAGCCCAUCAUCAUCGGCAGGCAUGCGCACGGAGACCAGUACAAAGCCACUGACUUUGUAGUGCCUGGGCCUGGAAAAGUAGAGAUGAUCUACACACCCACGAAUGGAGAGCCAGUCAAAUAUGUCGUCCAUGAGUUUGAAGGCACAGGUGGUGUGGCUUUGGGAAUGUACAACACUGAUAAGUCCAUCCGAGACUUCGCCCACAGCUCCUUCCAGAUGGCUCUGUCCAAAGCCUGGCCUCUAUACCUCAGCACCAAGAACACCAUCCUGAAAAAGUAUGACGGUCGCUUCAAGGACAUCUUCCAGGAAAUCUAUGAGAAGGAAUAUCGCGCUCAGUUUGAGGCCAAAGGUAUCUGGUAUGAGCACCGACUCAUAGAUGACAUGGUGGCUCAGGCCCUAAAAUCAGAGGGAGGUUUCAUUUGGGCCUGCAAGAACUAUGAUGGGGAUGUACAGUCUGAUUCUGUGGCACAAGGGUACGGUUCUUUGGGCAUGAUGACCAGCGUUCUGAUAUGUCCUGAUGGACGCACAGUGGAGGCUGAAGCCGCCCAUGGCACAGUGACUCGCCACUACAGACAGCAUCAGCAGGGCAAAGAAACGUCCACCAACCCCAUAGCCUCCAUCUUUGCAUGGACGCGGGGUCUGCUCCACCGGGCAAAGCUCGACAACAACGCAGAGCUCCGGGUGUUUGCUGAGGCUCUGGAGGCUGUCUGCAUCGAAACCAUCGAGGCUGGUUUCAUGACCAAGGACUUGGCUAUCUGCAUCAAAGGCUUGCCAAACGUGACACGCAGCGACUACUUGAACACCUUUGAGUUCCUGGACAAGUUGGCAGAGAACCUGAAGAUAAAGCUGGCUAACCAACCCAAACUGUGAUUCCUACAUCCCAGCUGCAGCACUUACACACAGACACACACAGUUACCCAUGCACACAGGGAUAUCUUUACAGAAACUGGAGUUAUUGGCCAAGUAGGGAGGAGUGUGCUCUGGACUCCAGGAGAUCUUAGCAGUAGCUAAGGGUUGAUCAAGGAGAGUGCCUUGUCCACAAGAGUCAACCAUCCCUCAUGCUGCAUCAGAACUUCAUUACACAGACAUUAACCGUCUCCAGGAACUAAUACGGGCUGUGACCUUAAGGCUCGGUGUCCUUCUGAUUGCACUAGCUCCCUGACGUCUGUUUUUAGUAUAUAAUGCUGAUCUGUGUUGGAUGGCUGGUGGGUAAGAUAGUUGUAAGGGAGCCUCUGGACCGUCAUUGCCUUACUCGUUUUUUGUUAAAAUCAUGAGUUGAGUCUGGUCAUCUCCUUUGUCUUGUAGCAUUUUACGAAUACCCCAGGCUACAUUGUGAUGCCUGAGUUCCAGAAAAGCACAGCACGGUCACUAAAAGGACUUCUUAGUUUUUAGCUAAAUGAAUAAACAUUCUAUGAAUUUUUUUUUAAUGCAAUGCAGAAUACAUAAUAUACUUUAUAGAUUUGAAGAGUUCUAACUCAUUAACAUUGUUUGUAAACUCCCUACUUAUAACCAAUAAAAACUCUGAAAUGUUCAACUAAAUACAUGAAUUUAGAUUUUGUUCUCAUCUUAACUUGAAGAGAUGUAUUUAUUUGCCAAUUCCUUGAUGUUGUGUGUGUAGGUGUGUGUGUGCAUCAACAGUAACAUUCAUGUAAUAAAUGCGAGCCUGCCAAAAACGA